CUGACUAAAUGUGUAUAAAAUUAUAAACAAAAACUAAAUUUUCUCCAAUAUGUGUGGGUGAAAAAGAUGAGGGGGUUGGGGGAGUUCAGUUUUGAAGGCAAAGUAAUAUUUGGGGUUAGGGAAGGUAGAAGUCACGUGCUAUGCGUGGUGCAUUCUGACAAAUAACCUCUUUUGGCAUUGCCACUGUAGCUCUUCUCUCCUCAAACCAACUCCUUCAUUUCAUGGCAAUGCCUAGCUUUCGUGCUGCUUCUACUACUACCCAUUAUCUUCCACCUUCUCCAACGCCGUUUGCAUGCUCCAUAUUCCUCUAAACCAACCUAACCCUUCUCUCGUUCUUCCCUCUGCCACUCUCUUCAUGGCUCUUCCCUUCAACCUCGUAAACUCCUACCUCGUUCUGUUCUUCUUCUUGUGUUUUCUGCAUGUCACCGCAGAACAAAACAACGACAAGCUUUACCUUCUUUCCUUCAAAGAGGGUCUCCAAAACCCUCACCUUCUCCCUUCGUGGAACCCUGCCACCCCGCACUGCCACUGGGUCGGCGUCACGUGCCAACUCGGACGAGUCACUUCGCUCUCUCUUCCCAACCGCAACCUCAGAGGAACACUCUCUUCGUCGCUCUUCUCUCUCUCUUCGCUCUCUCUCCUCAACCUACGUGACAACCAGCUCACGGGAGAGAUCCCCGGCGAGCUCGGCGGGUUGCUUCAGCUGGAAACUCUCCGACUGGGCUCCAACUCGCUCGCCGGGAAUAUCCCGCCGGAGGUGGGGCUCUUGACGAAGCUAUGCACACUCGACCUCUCCGGGAACUCGCUCGUUGGAGAAGUGCCGGAGAGCGUAGGGAAUUUGACCCGGCUUGAGUUUCUCGACCUCAGCAACAACUUGUUAUCCGGUUCUCUUCCGGUGAGUCUCUUUACCGGAGCGAGGUCUUUGAUUUCCGUUGAUAUCUCGAACAACUCGUUUUCCGGCGUAAUCCCGCCGGAAAUCGGGAACUGGCGGAACAUCAGUGCCCUUUACGUGGGGAUUAACAAGUUGUCUGGGACUUUGCCGAGGGAGAUUGGGUUGCUUUCAAAACUUGAAAUUUUCUACUCUCCUUCCUGUUCCAUCGAAGGUCCUUUGCCUGAGGAAAUGGCGAAGCUGAAAGCGUUGACCAAGCUUGACCUUUCUUACAACCCCUUGAGGUGUUCGAUUCCCCGGUUCAUUGGGGAGCUGGAGAGCUUGAAAAUUUUGGACCUUGUGUUUGCCCAGCUUAAUGGGUCGGUGCCAGCCGAGCUUGGGAAGUGUAAGAAUUUGAGGUCUGUGAUGCUUUCUUUCAAUUCACUCUCUGGGUCUCUGCCUGAGGAGCUUUCUGAGCUUCCCAUGUUAACCUUUUCUGCUGAGAAAAAUCAGCUUCAUGGGCCUUUGCCUUCUUGGCUGGGGAAGUGGAGCAAUAUCGAUUCUCUUUUGCUCUCUGCUAACCGUUUUUCUGGGGUUAUUCCUCCUGAACUUGGGAAUUGUUCUGUGAUGGAGCACCUCAGUUUAAGCAGUAAUUUGCUGACAGGUCCUAUUCCUGAGGAGCUUUGCAAUGCUGCCUCACUUUUGGAGGUUGAUCUUGAUGACAACUUUCUCUCUGGUACUCUUGAGAAAGUGUUCGUCAAGUGUAAGAACCUUACACAGUUGGUUUUGAUGAAUAAUAGGAUUGUUGGUUCUAUACCCGAGUAUCUUUCUGAGUUACCCUUGAUGGUGCUGGACCUUGAUUCUAACAAUUUUAGUGGGAAAAUACCUUCUGGGCUGUGGAAAUCAUUGGCUCUGAUGGAAUUCUCCGCUGCUAAUAACCGUUUGGAGGGUUCUCUUCCUGUGGAGAUUGGGAAUGCAGUUAUUCUGGAGAGGCUUGUUCUUAGCAAUAAUCGUCUGACAGGUACUAUUCCUAAGGAAAUUGGGAGACUCUCAAAUCUCUCAGUUCUUAAUUUGAACGCGAAUAUGCUUGAAGGGAGUAUCCCAACUGAGCUUGGUGGCUGCACUUCCCUCACCACACUGGACCUUGGAAAUAAUAAGCUGAACGGAUCUAUUCCUGAGAAACUGGUUGAACUGAGUCAAUUGCAGUGUCUGGUUCUUUCUCACAAUAAUCUAUCUGGGUCCAUUCCUGCCAAAAAAUCUUCAUAUUUUCGACAGCGUAGCAUCCCUGAUCUAAGCUUUGUCCAGCACCUUGGCGUGUUUGAUCUCUCUCACAACAGAUUGUCUGGCCCCAUACCCGAUGAAAUUGGGAGUUGUGCAGUGGUUGUGAAUCUCUUAGUUAGCAACAACAUGCUCUCUGGUAGCAUUCCUAAAUCACUUUCACUGUUGACGAAUCUUACAACUUUGGAUCUGUCUGACAACUUGUUGUCGGGUUCCAUUCCACUGGAGCUUGGAGGUGUGCUCAAGCUCCAGGGUUUGUAUUUGGGACGUAAUCAGCUGUCAGGUACCAUCCCUCAAAGCUUUGGAAAGUUGACUAAUUUGGUGAAGCUGAAUUUGACAGGAAAUAAGUUGUCUGGUUCAAUUCCGGUGAGUUUUGAGAACAUGAAAGGGUUGACUCACUUGGAUUUGAGCUAUAAUGAGCUGAGCGGCGAGCUUCCUUCUUCUCUUUCAGGAGUGCAAAGCCUUGUUGGGAUUUAUGUACAAAAUAACAGGCUUUCAGGCCAACUAGGGGAGCUCUUCUCAAACUCCAUGACAUGGAGGAUUGAGACAGUGAAUUUAAGUGACAAUUGCUUCAAUGGGAACUUGCCGCGGUCUUUGGGAAAUCUUUCUUACCUGACAAAUUUGGAUCUUCAUGGAAAUAUGUUGACUGGAGACAUUCCUUUAGACCUUGGGGAUCUUAUGCAAAUGGAAUAUUUUGAUGUUUCAGGUAAUAAACUAUCUGGAAGGAUUCCAGACAAGUUAUGCGGCCUAGAUAAUCUGGUUUACCUAGAUGUGUCACGAAACAGGUUGGAAGGGCCGAUACCAAGUAAUGGUAUUUGCCAGAACCUACCCAGAUUUAGACUUGCAGGGAACAGAAACCUUUGUGGCCAGAUGUUGGGUAUAAUUUGUCAGGAUAAAAGCAUUGGAAGAUCAGUAUUGUAUAAUGCAUGGCGGCUUGCUGCAAUUGCGGUUACACUUUUACUGCUAACUCUAAGCAUUGCUUUUGUUCUGCAUAAAUGGAUUACCAGGAGGCAAACUAAUCCUGAGGAACUUGUGGAGCGCAAACUAAACAGUUAUGUUGAUCACAAUCUUUAUUUCUUGAGCAGUAGCAGAUCAAAGGAGCCAUUGAGUAUCAAUGUUGCAAUGUUUGAGCAGCCUCUUCUGAAAUUAACUUUGGUGGACAUCCUUGAAGCAACUGACAACUUCAGCAAGACAAAUAUAAUUGGAGAUGGAGGUUUUGGAACUGUGUACAAGGCCACUUUACCUAAUGGAAAAACGGUUGCAGUGAAGAAGCUUAGUGAGGCAAAAACGCAAGGUCAUCGUGAGUUCAUGGCUGAAAUGGAAACCUUGGGCAAGGUGAAGCAUCAAAAUCUCGUUGAAUUACUUGGAUAUUGCUCAAUCGGCGAGGAGAAACUGCUCGUUUAUGAAUAUAUGGUAAAUGGGAGCUUAGAUCUUUGGUUGAGAAAUAAGACCGGGGCACUUGAAAUCCUGAGCUGGAACAAACGUUACAAAAUUGCAACUGACGCUGCUCGAGGAUUAGCUUUCCUUCAUCAUGGUUUUAUACCUCACAUCAUUCACAGGGAUGUUAAAGCUAGCAACAUCUUGCUGAAUGAAAAUUUUGAGCCAAAGGUUGCAGACUUUGGACUGGCAAGACUGAUCAGUGCCUGUGAGACUCAUAUCACCACUGAUAUUGCUGGAACAUUUGGUUACAUUCCACCAGAGUAUGGACAGAGUGGGAGAUCCACAACAAGAGGAGAUGUUUACAGUUUUGGGGUCAUUUUGCUUGAACUUGUGACUGGUAAAGAGCCAACAGGACCAGAUUUUAAAGAGAUUGAAGGUGGUAACUUGGUUGGAUGGGUUACUCAGAAGAUCAAGAAGGGACAGGCUGCUGAUGUUCUUGAUCCAUCAGUUCUUGAUGCCGACUCAAAGCAGAUGAUGCUUCAAAUGCUGCAAAUUGCUUGUGUUUGCAUAUCUGACAAUCCUGCAAACAGGCCAACCAUGCUUCAAGUGCACAAAUUCUUGAAGGGGAUGAAGGGGGAGUACUUUGUCCAGCACCUUGGCGUGUUUGAUCUCUCUCACAACAGAUUGUCUGGCCCCAUACCCGAUGAAAUUGGGAGUUGUGCAGUGGUUGUGAAUCUCUUAGUUAGCAACAACAUGCUCUCUGGUAGCAUUCCUAAAUCACUUUCACUGUUGACGAAUCUUACAACUUUGGAUCUGUCUGACAACUUGUUGUCGGGUUCCAUUCCACUGGAGCUUGGAGGUGUGCUCAAGCUCCAGGGUUUGUAUUUGGGACGUAAUCAGCUGUCAGGUACCAUCCCUCAAAGCUUUGGAAAGUUGACUAAUUUGGUGAAGCUGAAUUUGACAGGAAAUAAGUUGUCUGGUUCAAUUCCGGUGAGUUUUGAGAACAUGAAAGGGUUGACUCACUUGGAUUUGAGCUAUAAUGAGCUGAGCGGCGAGCUUCCUUCUUCUCUUUCAGGAGUGCAAAGCCUUGUUGGGAUUUAUGUGCAAAAUAACAGGCUUUCAGGCCAACUAGGGGAGCUCUUCUCAAACUCCAUGACAUGGAGGAUUGAGACAGUGAAUUUAAGUGACAAUUGCUUCAAUGGGAACUUGCCGCGGUCUUUGGGAAAUCUUUCUUACCUGACAAAUUUGGAUCUUCAUGGAAAUAUGUUGACUGGAGACAUUCCUUUAGACCUUGGGGAUCUUAUGCAAAUGGAAUAUUUUGAUGUUUCAGGUAAUAAACUAUCUGGAAGGAUUCCAGACAAGUUAUGCGGCCUAGAUAAUCUGGUUUACCUAGAUGUGUCACGAAACAGGUUGGAAGGGCCGAUACCAAGUAAUGGUAUUUGCCAGAACCUACCCAGAUUUAGACUUGCAGGGAACAGAAACCUUUGUGGCCAGAUGUUGGGUAUAAUUUGUCAGGAUAAAAGCAUUGGAAGAUCAGUAUUGUAUAAUGCAUGGCGGCUUGCUGCAAUUGCGGUUACACUUUUACUGCUAACUCUAAGCAUUGCUUUUGUUCUGCAUAAAUGGAUUACCAGGAGGCAAACUAAUCCUGAGGAACUUGUGGAGCGCAAACUAAACAGUUAUGUUGAUCACAAUCUUUAUUUCUUGAGCAGUAGCAGAUCAAAGGAGCCAUUGAGUAUCAAUGUUGCAAUGUUUGAGCAGCCUCUUCUGAAAUUAACUUUGGUGGACAUCCUUGAAGCAACUGACAACUUCAGCAAGACAAAUAUAAUUGGAGAUGGAGGUUUUGGAACUGUGUACAAGGCCACUUUACCUAAUGGAAAAACGGUUGCAGUGAAGAAGCUUAGUGAGGCAAAAACGCAAGGUCAUCGUGAGUUCAUGGCUGAAAUGGAAACCUUGGGCAAGGUGAAGCAUCAAAAUCUCGUUGAAUUACUUGGAUAUUGCUCAAUCGGCGAGGAGAAACUGCUCGUUUAUGAAUAUAUGGUAAAUGGGAGCUUAGAUCUUUGGUUGAGAAAUAAGACCGGGGCACUUGAAAUCCUGAGCUGGAACAAACGUUACAAAAUUGCAACUGACGCUGCUCGAGGAUUAGCUUUCCUUCAUCAUGGUUUUAUACCUCACAUCAUUCACAGGGAUGUUAAAGCUAGCAACAUCUUGCUGAAUGAAAAUUUUGAGCCAAAGGUUGCAGACUUUGGACUGGCAAGACUGAUCAGUGCCUGUGAGACUCAUAUCACCACUGAUAUUGCUGGAACAUUUGGUUACAUUCCACCAGAGUAUGGACAGAGUGGGAGAUCCACAACAAGAGGAGAUGUUUACAGUUUUGGGGUCAUUUUGCUUGAACUUGUGACUGGUAAAGAGCCAACAGGACCAGAUUUUAAAGAGAUUGAAGGUGGUAACUUGGUUGGAUGGGUUACUCAGAAGAUCAAGAAGGGACAGGCUGCUGAUGUUCUUGAUCCAUCAGUUCUUGAUGCCGACUCAAAGCAGAUGAUGCUUCAAAUGCUGCAAAUUGCUUGUGUUUGCAUAUCUGACAAUCCUGCAAACAGGCCAACCAUGCUUCAAGUGCACAAAUUCUUGAAGGGGAUGAAGGGGGAGUAGUUCACUAGUAUUUACAUCAACAAUUAACUGAACUUUUCUAACACAAGCUCUAGACUAGUAAUCUAAUGUUAUGUAUGUAGAUUAUGGUUUAUCAAUCUAUAUAUGUAUAAAAGCUCUUUCUUAUCCAUCUGAUUUCAUGGCUUCACAAGUUGACAGAGAUGCUGAUUGAUUGAACUCCUGCAUAGUUCAGAUAUGCUUGUAAUGUGAUCAUGA
Molecule: messenger RNA, 6385 nt
Organism: Vigna umbellata (rice bean)
Lineage: Eukaryota; Viridiplantae; Streptophyta; Magnoliopsida; Fabales; Fabaceae
Source: RefSeq, a predicted model, not a curated record